Messenger RNA from Leguminivora glycinivorella, 1851 nucleotides. It is a transcript of the gene Cox10, whose product is annotated as protoheme IX farnesyltransferase, mitochondrial. Lineage: Eukaryota; Metazoa; Arthropoda; Insecta; Lepidoptera; Tortricidae. Gene Ontology annotation, cellular component: mitochondrion; mitochondrial membrane. The record is from RefSeq and is a predicted model, not a curated record. Gene Ontology annotation, biological process: heme biosynthetic process. Gene Ontology annotation, molecular function: protoheme IX farnesyltransferase activity.
UUUUGUGACGUUUUUCUUAUCGUGUCGCCCUCGUCCUUCACGAUUACCUAAAUAACCUCAAAUGUUUAUAAGAUCAAUUUUUCCUAAAACUUUUUUAAAAAUUGAUUAUAAACGUAAUAUUAUACUAAGAUCUUGUUCGUCGCAUAAUUCUUUAUAAGAUGUUGACGUGAAGAAUUGUUCUAAAGGGCAACAUGUCUUAUAUAAAGGUGCUCCACUGCACUUUCUGCCUUAAGCAUGGAGUGGCCGGUAUAUCUACUAAGUCUGUGCUCAUGAAAAUAGGUAAUGGCACCUUAUCACAACAGCUGGUUAGAAUAUCAACAUCAAGCAGUUGGCAGAGCAAGCUCCCGCUCACAACGCAGAGUCAGACCGCAACUCCGGCGAAGAAGGCUAAGAAUGAGGACACCAGAGUGUGGAAGGAGACCCCUCAUGACAGGACCAAUAAUGUUGGCCAGUAUUGCAUGAUGCUGUCUAAGUUUAGAUUAACAUCUCUAGUAGUAAUGACAUCAAUGGCGGGCUACGCGCUAGCGCCGGCGCCGUUCAGUCCGACCACAUUCGCGCUGUGUGCCGCGGGCACGGGACUUGUCUCUGCCGCCGCUAACGCAGUCAAUCAGUACCAUGAAGUACCAUUCGACGCACAGAUGUCCAGGACCAAGAAUAGAGUGCUUGUCAAAGGACUUUUAGAGCCAAUACACGCAGUGAGUUUCGCUGCCGUCACUAGCACUACUGGUCUCAGCUUACUCUACUUCGGCGUCAACCCUUUGACAGCUGCCUUGGGCGCCGGCAACCUUAUACUUUAUACGUCUGUUUAUACGCCAAUGAAGAGGAUGUCCAUACUUAACACUUGGCUUGGAUCUGUGGUGGGCGCGAUCCCCCCUCUAAUGGGCUGGGCGGGCUGCACGGGCUCGCUGGACGCGGGCGCGCUGGUGCUGGGCGUUAUUCUCUACUCGUGGCAGUUCCCGCACUUCAACGCGCUGUCGUGGAACCUGCGGCCUGACUACUCUAGGGCCGGGUAUAGGAUGAUGGCUGUUACUGAUCCUGCAUUGUGCAGAAGAGUGGCCCUCCGGCACACUGGUGUGAUCACCGCGACUUGCCUCGCCUCUUCCUACCUCGGCGUCACCAACACGUGGUUCGCGUUGGAGUCACUGCCUCUCAACGUUUACUUUAUGUACUUAGCGUAUGAAUUCUACAAAAAAUCCGACAGCGGUAGUUCCAGAAAACUCUUCAGGUUCUCUCUAAUACACCUACCAGCCUUGAUGUUGCUAAUGUUAGUCAAUAAGAAGUACUGGAGCACUGGCGAAGGACAGGAUCAAAAGGACUCCAUAAAGAAUAUAGACGUCAAUAAAUUGCCGGGGAUCACGGUUAUACCACGAGGGCCGGUGGUAGCUGCCCAGGAAACGGACUUAGACAAAUAAGAACACGUUUUUUUUAGUGAGGUUAUGAAUUUGUAGAAGUUUUAUUUAUGUGGACGUUUUGCGAUGGCAAUGUCACAAUUAUGUAUAAACUUGCCAUCUGCCGUUGUGUUGGCACUACGGAAAGGGAUGGAUAGCUUAUUUUUUACAUGAUAAUAUGAGACUGUUAGUCACCACCAUCUUUAUAACAUCAUUAAUAUAAGGUCUACCUUAUGUAUUUGCAAUAAGGUUUACGAAUUACUAGUUACACGAUGGUGGAUUUUUUGAACUCCAUGAUACCAGACCAGAUGAGUUUGACCCAAACUACAAAAUUCCGUGUUCUGAAUAUAUUUAAUCUACAAAGCUGUAGACAAGUAUUUUUACUGUAAAUAAUGUAUAAUUAAUUAUGGAAUUUAGUGCGCUUGUGAUAAGUUAAUAAAUCAGUUGAGAUUUGUUAGACUAA